UUCCUCAGGCUUUGCCCUUACGCCAUCAGCCAUACCUCAGACUCUAUUUCUCGUGUGCUUUCCUCACUUUAUUAACUCACAUGACUUGUUCUUGCAUGUGAGUCGUGAUCAGCCCUCUCCGAUCCUCCUCCUACUCUUCACCUCUCCACCCAGCUCUCGAUCGCCAUUACUCUCCUCCUACCAUCUUCUUAAUUCCUCUAAAAAACCAUGAUGCCCCCUGAGCAAGAAACUAGCAAUAUCACCAUCCAUAAUAGUCCGGCCAGCAUCAUCCUCACAAACAGGACCGAGAACAAUGUUUCUGUCCAUGCUGAACCAUCCGCUUCAUCCAUCAACGUUGUCCCAUGUUUUCAAGAGCCAAUCCCUGCCCAUCAACAACAAGAACAACAAACUCCACUUCGGAUUUCAGUUCUACGCGAAUCCUUACGUCCUGUAACUCUUAAGUUUGAAGAAGUAGCCUACAGCAUCUAUUCGAAUACCACGGCUAGAAGGUGUUUAUCCUCGCAAGAGCCGAAACCCAGAAUAAGUGUACUCAACGGUGUUAGCGGUGUUGUUCGACCUGGUGAGCUACUGGCAAUGCUUGGCCCGUCCGGUAGCGGUAAAACCACCCUCCUGACAGCCCUUGGAGGUCGUUUAACUGGAAAGCUAUCCGGCACCAUAACAUACAAUGGGCGGCCAUUUUCUAGCUCCAUGAAGCGCAAGACAGGCUUUGUCUCUCAAGAUGACGUGUUGUAUCCCCACCUCACAGUGUUAGAAACGCUGACUUAUGCUGCUUUGUUGAAAUUGCCAAAAGAGCUCACCAGGGAAGAGAAAAUUGAGCAGGCUGAAUUGAUCAUAGUGGAACUUGGCUUAGUAAGAUGCAGGAACAAUAUAGUGGGUGGGCCUCUUCUUCGGGGGGUGUCGGGUGGGGAACGUAAACGUGUCAGUAUUGGCCUGGAGAUGUUAGUGAACCCGAGUCUGUUGUUGCUGGAUGAGCCCACUUCAGGACUCGACUCCACCACAGCGCAGCGAAUUGUAGCUACCUUACGCCGCUUAGCACGCGGUGGCCGGACCGUGAUCACCACCAUUCACCAGCCCUCAAGUAGGUUGUACAGGAUGUUUGAUAAGGUGUUGGUGCUAUACGAAGGGUGUCCCAUUUACUGCGGGCGUGCCGAUCAGGCCAUGGAGUAUUUCAGUUCCAUUGGUUUCACACCCGGUUUCAAUUUCUUGAACCCUGCUGAUUUUCUGCUUGAUCUAGCUAAUGGUAUAGCCCCCGACGUAAAACCGGAUGAGCAGCUAGAGUUCCAUGGCAGAGUAGACCACCAUGAUGAUCAAAAUUCCACUAAACACUACCUAAUAUUGUCUUACAAGAAGAAUAUAUUCCCUGUAUUGAAGGUUGAUAUUGACAGAAACUUGCAUGAUUCGUCUUUGUCAACAGUAAUAUCAUCAAAAUCAAGGUGUGAGGUCCGAUGGAACACCACCUGGUGGGAACAAUUUAAGGUCUUACUGAGAAGGGGUUUACAGGAGAGGAAGCAUGAAUCCUACUCAGGCCUAAGAAUAUUUCAGGUCAUGUCAGUUUCGAUUCUUUCAGGCCUUCUGUGGUGGCAUUCUGAUGUUUCACACAUACAAGACCAGGUGGGACUGCUGUUUUUCUUCUCAAUAUUCUGGGGUUUUUUCCCUCUGUUCAAUGCCAUAUUCGCAUUCCCUCAAGAGCGGCCAAUGCUAAUCAAAGAGCGAGCCUCGGGGAUGUACCGUCUAUCCUCAUAUUACUUUGCCCGAACAGCCGGUGACUUGCCAAUGGAGCUUGUUCUUCCAACAAUAUUUGUUACCGUCACAUAUUGGAUGGGCGGCCUCAAGCCAUCACUAGUCACAUUUGUACUAACCCUCUUAAUCGUACUGUUCAACGUGCUGGUCUCUCAAGGGCUAGGACUGGCACUGGGAGCCAUUCUGAUGGAUGUAAAACAGGGUACAACCUUAGCUUCUGUGACAAUGCUUGUGUUUUUAUUAGCCGGUGGAUACUACAUUCAGCACAUUCCUCUUUUCAUAGCUUGGUUGAAGUACAUUUCUUUUAGUCACUUCUGCUAUAAGCUGCUGGUGGGGGUGCAGUACUCAGUAAAUGAGGUGUACGAGUGUGACAUUGGGAUGCAUUGCAAGAUAAUGGAUUUUCCUGCAAUCAAGUAUCUUGGUCUUGACAAUAAGUUGUGGGAUGUCGCUGCUUUGACAAUAAUGUUAGUGGGAUAUAGGCUCCUGGCUUAUGUGGCUCUAAGAAUUGGGCAGCCUCACUGACCAUGUCUAUCUGUCAAUGACUCCUCCAGCAAUUUACUUGUUGAAAGUCGAGAAAUUGAUGAAGAUGGUCUGCAAUUUGAUUGCAUAAUCAUGAAUUCUGACAGAAUCUGUGAUCAUUCAAGACAUCUCUUGUCACAUUAUUUUAAGAUUCAGGUCAUCCUAAUGAAUUAAAGAUUAGCAAUUUUGUUGUCUAUUUA
This is a messenger RNA of Theobroma cacao (cacao), 2459 nucleotides long. It is a transcript of the gene ABCG21, whose product is annotated as ABC-2 type transporter family protein. Gene Ontology annotation, biological process: transmembrane transport. Gene Ontology annotation, cellular component: plasma membrane. The record is from RefSeq and is a predicted model, not a curated record. Gene Ontology annotation, molecular function: ATP binding; ATP hydrolysis activity; ABC-type transporter activity. Lineage: Eukaryota; Viridiplantae; Streptophyta; Magnoliopsida; Malvales; Malvaceae.